This is a messenger RNA of Eremothecium gossypii ATCC 10895, 657 nucleotides long. RefSeq names its product nuclear cap-binding protein subunit CBC2 (gene CBC2). Gene Ontology annotation, biological process: mRNA cis splicing, via spliceosome. Gene Ontology annotation, cellular component: nuclear cap binding complex. The coding region runs from base 1 to 657 and encodes 218 amino acids. The transcript has a single exon. NCBI's taxonomy places the organism in Eukaryota, Fungi, Ascomycota, Saccharomycetes, Saccharomycetales, Saccharomycetaceae. Gene Ontology annotation, molecular function: RNA cap binding. The record is from RefSeq and is marked provisional.
AUGUCGUUGGCAGAGUUUGACGAGCUACGGUGGGACCAUUCGUGCGACAGGCUUGAUGUCCCCUCCAACUACUUGAAGCGCAAGGCCAGGAAGACUCCAGGCGGGCUCGAAGAGCUCCGCAAGUCCAUGACCUCAGCCACGAUAUACGUCGGUAACCUUUCAUUCUAUACCUCAGAGGAGCAGCUCUACGAGCUUUUCAGCAAGUGCGGGUCCAUUGAGAAAAUCAUCAUGGGCCUCGAUCGUUUUAAAUUCACGCCAUGCGGCUUCUGCUUUAUCAUAUACCAGACUCCCCAGGAGGCGCUUGCGGCGCUGAAGUACCUAUCCAAGACCAAGCUAGAUGACCGAGAGAUCACGAUCGACUUAGACCCAGGCUUUGAAGAGGGCCGCCAGUUUGGCCGCGGAAAGAACGGUGGCCAGGUCAGUGACGAGUUGCGGUUCGAGUUCGAUGCCUCACGCGGUGGCUUUUAUGUGCCUUUGGAGAACCGCAUCGGUGCAGUUAACCACUUCGGCGCGCGGCGGAUCCGCGACCCGCACAAGAACCACCACCACCACCACCAUGGUCACCACCACCACCACGGACAGCCCCAUGCUGCGGCGGCCAAGGUAAACCCCAUGGAAGUCGAAGAGGAACUCGAUAGCUACAUCCCCGGGCAAUAG